Drechmeria coniospora is the source of this 1338-nucleotide messenger RNA. Its product is annotated as G-protein coupled receptor. The transcript is spliced from 4 exons. Gene Ontology annotation, biological process: cell surface receptor signaling pathway; adenylate cyclase-activating G protein-coupled receptor signaling pathway. Gene Ontology annotation, cellular component: plasma membrane. Bases 1 to 1338 code for a protein of 445 amino acids. NCBI's taxonomy places the organism in Eukaryota, Fungi, Ascomycota, Sordariomycetes, Hypocreales, Ophiocordycipitaceae. Gene Ontology annotation, molecular function: G protein-coupled receptor activity. The record is from RefSeq and is a predicted model, not a curated record.
AUGGGCGGACUUACCCCAGGCGAUAUCCUUGCCAUCACCGACAUCGAGCGGAUAUGUUCGGUGCUCUCGAUUCUGGGCAGCAUGUUCAUCAUCAUCACGUUUUCCUGUUCAAAGUCCUUUCACAGGCCCAUCAACCGGCUUGUGCUGUAUGCCUCGUUUGGAAACAUAAUGAGCAAUGUUGGCACACUCAUGUCUCGAUCUAUGAUAUACCGGGUAGACUCCUUUGGGUGCCAGUUUCAAGCGUUCCUGAUUCAACUUUUUAUGCCAGCAGAUGCACUUUGGACUCUCGCCAUGGCUGUCAAUGUCUACCUUACUUUUUACCACAAGUUCGACGCAGAACGCCUGCGCAAGAUGGAAAAAUGGUAUUUGCUCUGCUGCUACGGCAUUCCCUUUGUACCCGCCUUCACCUAUAUAUUCUAUCGGAAUGCCCAAGGGGAAAGAAUAUACGGUAAUGCGACACUCUGGUGCUGGAUUGCCAACCAGUUUGAUGUCCUUCGCAUUGCCACCUUUUACGCGCCGAUAUGGAUUAUCAUGCUCGUCACCAUGUCCAUAUAUGCCAGCGCAGGCCGCACCAUUUUCGAGAAGCGCAAGCAGCUCAUGGAAUUCAACGCCUCUACUAUCAUUGUUGAUGACCAACCGAUGGCGACAUUCAAGAAGACGGAAAUUACGAUCAGCAGUGACAAAGAUGACAGGGACGACAAUGAAGACAAUGACCAAGGGUCGCACAGCCACAUUGAACACGUGCAAAGGACACAAAGUAACAUCAGCGCUUACUCGGUCAACAUCUCUGCCGAUCGACGCCGCUCAUGCACCACUGCCGAGCUCACCAUUCCGGCUGCAGUCUUUCAGCCGCCGAAGAUGGCCCAGGUUCCGCCGUCGCAAGGCAGCUCGGUUCGCAGAUACAACUACGAGGUGAACAAUGCAGCGUGGUCCUAUACAAAAUGCGCCAUACUGUUCUUUACCGCAAUCCUUGUUACGUGGAUUCCUUCGAGCGCCAACCGCGUCUACUCGUUGGUUCAUAAGAAUCAAGUCUGCGUGCCGUUGCUGUACAUGAGCGCAUUCGUGUUGCCAUUGCAGGGCUUUUGGAAUGCCGUCAUCUAUACCGUCACGUCGUGGGAUGCCUGCAAGAGCUUGUUCCGCCGCUCCAUCACGACGUCGAAACCAGUUGACGCAGGGAUGACGAGACUCGGCAGCGACCAACAUGAACGAACCCCUGGCAUGUUGGAGGCUAGUUCUGGUUUCAACUUCUUCAAUGAAAGCCCUAGAAUAUCCGAAUCGGAGAGCAUCCAGGAACUAGGCUUGGCAAGAACAAGACUUGGCCCUGGCAAGUUUGCAUAA